Molecule: messenger RNA, 1314 nt
Organism: Malassezia globosa CBS 7966
Lineage: Eukaryota; Fungi; Basidiomycota; Malasseziomycetes; Malasseziales; Malasseziaceae
Exons: 1
Coding region: 1-1314 (437 amino acids)
Cellular component (GO): nucleus
Molecular function (GO): protein dimerization activity; DNA-binding transcription factor activity
Source: RefSeq, a predicted model, not a curated record
AUGACGUCGCCGAACGGAGCAGGUCAUGCGCCUCCGAGCGAAGCAUCGCACGUGUAUGUAGAACAACCGGCUGCUUAUACGGAUGCGACGCAAACGACACACGAUACGUCUGAUGCCGCGGGAGCACGGGCUACAACCGACGCCAGUCACAAUGCUGGACAGUCUGGCAUUGAGAAAGACGUCGGCACAAUUCUCGCAGGCCUAAAUCAGGAACAGCUAGAAAGUAUUGUCGCUGCUGCGCGUGCCACAGACAGCAGUGACCAGCAUGGCUAUGGGACGAACCAGUAUGACACAGCCAAUGCACUAGCACAUCUUCCUCCAGGCUUAGGGCAAGCAGCCUCGACCUUGACGUCAUUUGCGUCUUCGUUCAAGCGUACGAAUCCACCAGUCAUUCCGACCGACGAGGAGAUCACGGCUGGAACGGCUCUUUCCGACCCUCCGACUCACCUGGGCGAUGCACCUCCGCCGCCAGGGAUGGAACAUGACAUGCAUCAUCAGCGCCACGUUCACAGUCAGGCGCACAAGAAUGCCACAUCUGCUGCACAUGAAUCAGCAGCGACUGCGGCCGCCCUAGCAGCAAUGGGCACUCUGGCAGGUCGUCAGCUGCCGCCUCAAUCCCAAGCUCAUGCACUAGGCCAAAGGGACGGGACUCUUGGUGCAGAUGCCACUGGCAUGGACGCAAAGUUUGUCAAUGAUCACACCUUGAACAGCGCGCGAUACAAACGCAAAGGUCCUGAGCUUGACCGACAGCGCAAAGACAAUCACAAGGAGGUAGAGCGUCGGCGUCGCUCAGCCAUCAACGACGGCAUUGUUCAGCUCUCGCAGAUUGUGCCAGGGUGUGACGUCAAAAACACGAACAAAGGAUCGAUCAUCAUUGCUGCCGUGAGAUAUAUCCAGGAUCUCAAGAACAAUGAGGCGAGUAAUAUUGAGAAAUGGACUUUGGAAAAGCUGUUGAUGGACCAGGCCAUGAACGACCUUAGUAUGUCGCUGGACGAGAGUCGGCGCGAGGUCGAACGGUUGCGUGCCCAGCUCGGAAUGGCAGAAGCCAACAGCUCAGCGGGAGCCAGUGAAAAACAUGCAGGAGCACCAGGUGCGGCCGGUGGCACGCAUCACUAUCCUGCUCAGCGCUUCCCUGGACAGCCACCGUUCCAAACCGAUUCCAACGAUGGCACACAUGCCGGCCCAGAUUUGGGCGUCUCAUUGGACCAGAGUCAUGUUGCGCAUGGCGCACCUGGCACAGGUCUUGAUCAUACGAGCAUGCUUGGAUCGCACGGCCUUGAUACUGAUGCGAACAAGAGGCCCCGUCUUGUGUGA